Alternaria conjuncta is the source of this 753-nucleotide messenger RNA. RefSeq lists its product as uncharacterized. NCBI's taxonomy places the organism in Eukaryota, Fungi, Ascomycota, Dothideomycetes, Pleosporales, Pleosporaceae. Bases 1 to 753 code for a protein of 250 amino acids. The transcript has 6 exons. The record is from RefSeq and is a predicted model, not a curated record.
AUGUUCUUCAAACACACCAACGGCUCGUACAAGCGAGUGCCUAUCAUGCAGAACAGCGCUUUGCCGAACGGUAUCAACGGUGGCAUGACCAUCUACUACACACAGCAAGACUUCAAUGGGAAUGGUAACCAGAAGAUUACUGCUUUUCCCAAGGGCUUCCGAAUGACUGUAGGUUCGCCUACAACCAACACGGUAGAAGACGCGAAGAAACACCCAGGUCUUCGCUUCGUGUGUCUGCAAGACAAGAACACCCGCUUCCCCGAGAGCCCAGACUUCCCACCCAAGGCCUGCAAAGGUGGCAUCAUGACUGUGCACCACUUCCCCUCUUGCUGGGACGGCAAGAACGUCGACUCGCCCAACCACCAAGAUCACAUGUACAAUACAGCCAAGGAAGCCUUCGCUGUCGCUGGCGCAUGUCCGUCUUCGCACCCGGUGCGCAUGCCACAAGUUGCCUAUGAGACACUCUGGGAUACUACUCAGUUCAGCAACAUGUGGCCCAAGGAUGGCUCCAACCCUUUCUUCCUUUCUUACAACGACAACAAGGGCUAUGGUACCCAUGCGGACUACCUCUUUGGCUGGAAAGACGACAGUCUACAGAAGGCGAUGGACAACAACUGCAUGUUCCAAGCUUGCGAGAAUGGAAGACCUUUGAAGAGUCAGAAUGUUCAGGCCAUGAACCAAUGCCAAGUCAAGAGCGCUAUCAAGGAGAAUAUCGAUGGCUGGCUUGACCAUAUGCCCGGUAUGGCGAUGUAG